CAGAAGGAUUCCAGCUGCUGUUUGGAGUGGGCUGUCAGCUCCUGCUCUCUGCUCCUGUUCCUGCUGCUGUCGCCUUAGCAAGGAGAUGAGCUUCUUGUUUGGCAGUCGCUCUUCUAAAACCUUCAAGCCAAAAAAGAGUAUUCCAGAGGGUUCACACCAGUAUGAGCUGCUCAAACAUGCAGAAGCCACCCUGGGCAGCGGAAAUUUGCGCAUGGCUGUUAUGCUGCCAGAGGGAGAAGAUCUUAAUGAGUGGGUGGCUGUAAAUACUGUGGAUUUCUUCAACCAGAUCAAUAUGUUGUAUGGAACAAUUACCGAUUUCUGCACGGAGGAGAGCUGCCCAGUAAUGUCUGCUGGACCAAAGUAUGAAUAUCACUGGGCUGAUGGAACCAACAUUAAGAAACCAAUUAAGUGCUCUGCUCCCAAAUACAUUGAUUACCUGAUGACUUGGGUACAAGACCAGCUUGAUGAUGAAACACUCUUCCCUUCCAAAAUAGGUGUUCCUUUUCCAAAGAAUUUCAUGUCUGUGGCAAAGAUUAUCUUGAAGCGUCUUUUCAGAGUCUAUGCUCACAUCUACCACCAGCACUUUGAUUCAGUAAUUCAGCUUCAGGAAGAGGCACAUCUUAAUACAUCAUUCAAGCACUUUAUUUUCUUUGUUCAGGAAUUCAACUUAAUCGACAGAAGAGAACAGGCCCCUCUUCAAGAAUUAAUUGAAAAACUGACCUCUAAGGACAGAUAAGAUUCCAAUUAAAUGAGCACAGACACAGUUUAUCUUGAGCAAGCUGUUUUCUUAUUCCUGUUUAAUUCAUAGCAGCCAAAAUAUUUAACUUUUUGUGUGAGCUUGUACCAAGAGAGGAUACUGCAGGUAUUUUUUCUCUCUUCGCCUUGUGAUUGUCUUUUAUACACAACCUGUUAGGAGGGACAAGAAAGGGAUGUAUAAACCCAGUGUAUAUUAACCUCUAAAUACACUUUACAAGAACCUCCUGCACUGAAGUAGUUAUCAAGCAUAAUGUGCCUAAUAUACAUACUCUUGGUCAUAGUUUCAUCAUUAAACAACCAGUUCACUUUGUAAAUGCUAAAAUUAGAUUUAAAGAAAAAGUUAUUUACAAAUACCAGAUAGCAGCCAAGUAAAUAAAAGAAGUGCAUACAAUCGAUCAGCUUAUGACUGUUGUAUAAACACAGUAUUGAUGUACCAAGAUUUGGGAAACCAAUCCGUAUCCCCCGAAUCCGGGCUGAACUAUGAAAUGGUCAGGGGAUAUUGAAACUGUAAUUCUACAAUUAACAACGCCAGUUGGCUCUUCCACUAAACACAAAGAAGGGCACUUAAAGCAGUUGCAAAUAUCCAUGUUUUCAGCACUCAUUAAAUUUGAACUCCAAAAUUGCGGGCAUGAGCUGCACAUUUAAGGUGUGUUCAUGUGUGAUUAUGUUAUGCAAAUAAUUUCCUUUAUUAAUUAGCUGUAGCAUCCCCAUUGGAUGCUAUGUGAAGAGCAGGUACUGACUUAAUCAUUGUUUAAUUUCUUUUUCUUUUUUUUUAUUCCCUAUAUCGAGUGAUUAUAUUUGCAUGUGCUGCAGUACUGAUCACUGAUUAAUGGCCUCAUACCAUUGUCUUUUGAACCCUAUGGAAGCUUUAUCUAUUUAUUUAGCUUUUAAAUAUAGCCAUUGACCAUACAAGCCUUGUUUUAAAGGCACGAUUACAGAGACAGCGAUAGAAUUGAGGGAGAACUUGACUGAAUUUCCCUAUUCACAUGAGCAUGAACCUAUAAUCUGUAUGGUUUUAUUUUCGUAACCUAUGUUGCUGCAAUAUACUUCAGUGAUUGACAUUUAUUUAUAAUUGACUUCUAGGGCAGGACCAUUCAGUCUGUGUUGCCAGUUAGAGUACAACUUUCUUUAGCCUCAGUCAAUUACUGAAGAUAACAGAGGAUACUGUAGGCAUAGGUUAGCGCCCCUAUAGGAAUAAUUACUAUUUCUUCCUAAAUACCAGACUUUGUGAAUGUUCCCCUAUUUAAAUUACGUUUGUGUACUACUUGUUAUGAAAACAAAUAUAUAGGAAAUCUUUCACAUGCGGUAAUAUCCAAUUAUCUCGAUACUUGUGCGGGACAGUGGCUAAACUGUUUACACAACUUCCAUAUGAAUAAUUUUAGGUUCUAGAGUAAACCUUCUAAACAGAGCACUAUGACAUUUAUUUUGUUUGUAAUGCUAAACAAAAUAGUCAUGUUGGGGGUAAAGGACAAAUGAGCUGCUAAAUUCUAAAAGUAGAGUAUUCAGCAUUGAAAUGACUGCAAUAUUCCUACAGAUUGCUCCACUUUGAAAACGUGGCCCCCAGAAUUGCUCUAUAGAAAUGAUCCUCUAUGUCUUUUCAAGUUACAUGUGGUGUGAAGUGAAAUCGUAAUUCUUAUAAAUAUCAAGUAACACUUCACAAUGGAAAAUCCAAAUGAUAACACAGUCUACUAAGUGUCAAGAUCUUAUAUUUUCGUGGGCAUUUGCCGGAGUUGCAGCUGAUCAAUAAAUGGAGUUACUUUAUGAUUUUACUCCAGUAGCAUAUGAAUUCUACAGACUAGGGGGCAAGACCUUUUUCCUUUGUUGCCAAGGAAAACGUGAUGGUUCUGGCUCAGAGCAUUUCUGGAGUAAAAGUAUCUUGGAUUUCUAAAUCACUGUUAUGAGUUGUAGGAUGCUGUAUUAUACUGAUGUACAAAAGGUACUUGUGAAGACAUGCAGCAUAUGAAUGUG
Pelobates fuscus (common spadefoot toad) is the source of this 2724-nucleotide messenger RNA. RefSeq names its product MOB kinase activator 1B (gene MOB1B). Gene Ontology annotation, molecular function: protein kinase activator activity. Gene Ontology annotation, cellular component: cytoplasm; nucleus. The coding region runs from base 86 to 736 and encodes 216 amino acids. Gene Ontology annotation, biological process: positive regulation of protein phosphorylation; hippo signaling. The transcript has 6 exons. The record is from RefSeq and is a predicted model, not a curated record. Lineage: Eukaryota; Metazoa; Chordata; Amphibia; Anura; Pelobatidae.